AUGUGUAGAUUUGCAGACAACUGCGAUUCUCAUAACAACUCGUGCGAACACAGGGAUCAUUACAAGCAGCGAAAUUCCUUUCGCCACUUUCCUCACUUGCCUACGAUUUUUGAGGUGGAAGAUGAGACAGAAACGGAUAACUCCACGAUCCAAAACGAUGUUGUGGAAUUUAUCACGAAAUUUCACACGAGUGAAAAUAGGUCCAACAAUCUUGGGAAGGGCUCUGCUCAAGUGCUAUCUACUGCGGACUUUUUCUUGUCUAAACAUUCCGCGAAAACGAUUUGCAUCGACAGGCAUAGAUCCAUCAAAGGUCUGAGAGUUCCCCGCCAAAGUGGUAGAAUGAGACUUGCAAACCAAGACCUGUUAGAAAAACAAUUAGGGAUUGCCGCAUGGAUGAAAUUUUUUGGUUAGUAAUUGUUCCUGUGAAAUAUCCUUCUGGUGUUUCUUAUGAAACGCCUUUCAGAACAACAGGCCGUAUCAAUCGGGUUGCAGAAGAAAUGCCGUGUAAUGUAUGUACACGUAAUUUUAAAUAUGUAACAUAAGUAUCGAUGUUAAAAGUGUCAAAACAAGAUUGAGGCUCUUGAAGGUUAAGUAGAAGUUUUUUUUUAUCAUUUAUUAGUUUUACUAUGUCAGUUGUAGUCAUAGUUAUCCUGGCUCAAGACGUGCUGAAGGUCUCGUAUUUGUCUAAACCUUGUUUUGAUAUAAUCCCAUCGAAAGCGGAAGACAAUUCACCUGCCUUCCGCUCCAACUAG
Messenger RNA from Porites lobata, 752 nucleotides. NCBI's taxonomy places the organism in Eukaryota, Metazoa, Cnidaria, Anthozoa, Scleractinia, Poritidae. The record is from the annotation of a GenBank genome assembly.